AGAUCGUUGGACAGUCCACCCCUGACCACAACUCCCAAGCGUUUGUGUUAAAAUGACAAUGUUGGUGUGCCAAGUUGUGGUUUGACUUACGAAGAUGCUGUCGAAAGUGCCAUCGUAAAACAACACUGGCCUGUCCAGUUCAAGUCGGUGCGUCUGAUCAUUCCCCGCUUCCAGUAACUGGUCCCUUGCGCUUGGACCGAAGGGAAAAAGCUCCCCCCGCGUUAUGCUCUGCACCGACGCAACGAAUCCGAGAAAACUCGCACAGACGAGCCAUCCUUGCUGCUGCCAACCCAUUGUUCGUGUUUCAGGAGCAGUUGAGCGGUCCUGUGGUUUGUCCAAGCCAGGUUACUGGGAGAGUGACGCACGGGCUCCGCGGAGGAAAGUUCAGUCAAAGUUUUGGCGAAACGUGGGGCGGAGUUGAGAGGGGCGCCGAGAGCUGCAGCUUUCAUUAAACCACCGACACUGGAGAGAAAAAUAAGAGACAAAACUGGAGACGUGGCCGAUUUGAAGGGCUGGAGCCGGGCUGAGGAAACUCUGGGAACAAACAACACAUUAAAUGUUUUGUAUCUUUUUUUGACUAAACAUGUUGCUUCCAUAUCUAAAAGGCUCUCGGCUAGGUGUCCAUCAUUAUUAAAUAGUGUGUGUUUCCUGAAAACAGAGACGUAAAAGGAAGUACACAAUGAUGUAAUUGAAUUCAUUUCUCCAUCUCACACAUUAGAGGCCAACGUUUUAAAGGAUAUCUUAAUAAUGUGGCUGACGGUAUCCGGCCUGGUGUGGUGCUGGGUGGGAGUGUCCCCGUGUGCAAAAAGAUUAACGUUUCACAGCAGUCAAAGGGGAGCUGGAGUGACCUCCAUCCUUGGCCUUCCUCAUGUUCACAUGCCCCAGUCCUGUGAAACACAAACAAAAAAAACAGCUACCACUAACCAUAACAAGCUUCACUGAAGUUUGAGUGCUGAUUAGACUUCUUCUUGGAUCGUAAACCAAAUUGUGCUUCUUUAAACAGACCUGAUGUACUCUUGGUUUGAAUUAAAGGGGAACUCUGGUGAUUUUACACAUUGAGAUCAGUUUCUUUGUCAUGAGGAGAACUACUCACUGCUGAGCUUUCUAAAGUCCAAGAAAACAACCCUGGUGUUUCCCGGGCAGAGAGGGUCCAAUUAAAAAUGCUACUGAUUUGAAUUUGUAGGAUCCAGUAUUUUUUUGUGUCAAGGCUGGAUUACAAACUGGGCAAAGCGGGCCACUUCCCCGGGGCCCCCAGACUCGCUCCUUUGACCGUCAGGACUCCAGGUGGCAAUUACAUUGUGAUGAUUAGAUGAAUUGAUCGAUAAAAGGUUAAUACAGUAAUAAAACGCUAUGGUACAACUUUAAUGUAUAGAAGUUGAUGAUUGGGGAUAUUUUAUUAAUUCAUAUGUGUGAAGAUAGUACAAACGCUUCUGGUUAAUUCUGUCUAUGGGUUCUUUUCUUUAAUUUAUAGUUUACAGUGACGUGAGCCAGUGAGAACCAAGGACAUUGCGACCACACACAACUCCAAUUAUAAUUUCAUUUUGCAGUCACCAGUGCUUUUUGUUGUGCUUUAGCUCCAGUUCUAAUAUAAUAUUUCAGUAUUUUGCUUCUCAAAUACAUUUUCUUUUAAUCAACUUAGAACUUGAAGAUAAUAUAAAAAUAAUGAUAUAGUACACUUUUAGUAUUUAACACUUUGAUUCUUUCUUCCACAGCAAUUUCUGCUACAAUACGUGUUAUCUUCUGAAGUGAUUCUAGUGUUGUGAUUUCUUCCUGUUUUUACGGCCUACGCCUACAAUUCGUGAAUAAGUUGUAUAUAUUGUUUAUGAACUCACCAGUGUUGAAUGAUGGUGAUUUUGGAUGUGAUUAUUUUGUCAUGCACCUUGAUAAAAUGAAAGUAAAUCUGAGACGCUCUCUGGGGAUCAGAGCAGCGGUGGGAAGCCCCAUCACAGGGUUAAAGGUACAGUAGCGUGCGUCAGCUGAUGCGUAGCGUCACGUAAUGAGUGCGCGGAGGGGCUGGAAGGGGGCGGAGGCUGGUCCUCCUCUCCUCGCGCUGAGCUCCUCGCGGCAGGCUGCUCUCAGCAGCUUCCUGCCCCGCCGCCGUCCCUGACAAACGGCUCAUUGUCAUCACUGAUCAUGUGCCUCGCUCGCUGGCUGUCUGUGGCUCCGCAGCAGGAAGUUAGCCUUGUUUUCUUUUCUCCCUCCACUUGACAGCCACAUUCACAGCAUUAUUACUUCACUCUCAACUUUUUUCUUUAUUUAUUUUUUUGGCCGCGGCUCUCACCUCUCCUUCUGCGGUACGCGACAGCCGAGAGGCUGGCUCUGUGAAGCCAGAGACCCGGCGGCCAACACCGGGCCAGAGGAACCCCUCCGCUCCGCUCCCUCCUCCCCACGGUCAGGUAGAGCAGGUUCAUGGAGGCCCCGCUGGAGGAGAAGGACCAGUCGCCGAUGGACAGGUCCCUGCCUCUGCCUACCUUGAGUCCGGCCGUGCCCACCUACGUCACGCUGGGCCUGACGGUGGUCUACACCGUCUUCUACUCCCUCCUCUUCAUCUUCGUCUACGUGCAGCUCUGGCUGGUCCUGCGCUACCGACACAAGCGCUUCAGCUACCAGACCGCGUUCCUGUCGCUGUGCCUGAUGUGGUCGGCCCUGCGCACCGUGCUCUUCUCCUUCUACUUCCAGAACUUUGUCACGGCCAACACCUUGGGCCCGUUCCCCUUCUGGCUGCUGUACUGCUUCCCCGUCUGCCUGCAGUUCUUCACACUGAGUCUCAUGAACCUUUACCUCGCACAGGUCGUUUUCAAGGCAAAGUCGAAAUACGCACCAGAGCUUUUGAGAUACAGGCUGCCACUGUACCUGCUCUUCCUGUUCAUCAGCCUGGUGUUUCUAGUAGUGAACUUGGUGUGUGCCCUGCUGGUGAGGAUGUCCUCUGCAGAAGCUCACACCAUCGUGCUGGUGAGGGUCGCCAUCAACGACUCGCUUUUUGUCCUGUGUGCCGUCUCGCUCGCCGUGUGUCUCUACAAGGUCGCUAAGAUGUCGCUGGCCAACAUUUACCUGGAAUCCAAAGGGACGUCGGUGUGCCAGGUGACCGUUAUAGGAGCCAUCGUCAUCCUCCUGUACUCUUCCAGGGCCUGCUACAAUCUGGUCGUCCUGGGACUCUCAAACAAGAGCAUCAACUCCUUUGACUACGACUGGUACAACGUUUCAGACCAGGCAGAUUUACGGUCGACUCUGGGCGACGCCGGCUACAUCGUCUUCGGAGUGAUCUUGUUCGUGUGGGAGCUGCUGCCCACCUCUCUCAUGGUUUUCUUCUUCAGAGUUCGGCAGCCAGACCUAGACGGGAGUGGCUCUGGGCUUCCUGGUCACGUCUUCUCCUCCAGGGCUUAUUUCUUCGACAACCCGCGGCGCUACGACAGCGACGAUGACCUGGCGUGGAACGUCAUGCCUCACAACAUCCAAGCCAGUCUGGCCGCUGACGGUUACGAGUGGGGGAGCAGCAGCAGCAGCAGCAGCAGCAUCGGAGGAGACGACGGCUACCUCCUCCCUCCUCCAGAGGAGCUCGGCCACUACUGACCGGAGUUCACAGCGACUCCUGCCGACUCGUGGCUUUGUUCUCUUACUUGUAUAUUUUUGCACAGUCUCUCUGAGCGACAGGGGCACAUGGAGUCGCCCUCUGCUCGACACGUUCGGUCUUCUAUUUUGUCUAGAGUAGAAGAAGAACUAACUGACUUUUCUGCCAGUUUAUGAAGGUCCACUGAUGGGACGUUGAUUUUGCACACAGUGAUGUAAUGUUACACUGCUUUAAAACAUUUUCAUUGUAUAGUUUAUAUUGAAUACUGCUUAAUAUAUUUCCUGACUUUUGUAAUAUGAACUCUAUUACUAUUUUAUGUACCGUGUUCUUUGUCAUACAUAUUUGUUUAUAGAGAUAUUCAUUUAAUUCAUAUUAAAACAGUAUAAAUACUG
This is a messenger RNA of Anarrhichthys ocellatus (wolf-eel), 3960 nucleotides long. RefSeq names its product G protein-coupled receptor 137Ba (gene gpr137ba). Bases 2410 to 3570 code for a protein of 386 amino acids. Gene Ontology annotation, cellular component: lysosomal membrane. Gene Ontology annotation, biological process: positive regulation of TORC1 signaling; negative regulation of bone resorption; negative regulation of osteoclast differentiation. The record is from RefSeq and is a predicted model, not a curated record. Lineage: Eukaryota; Metazoa; Chordata; Actinopteri; Perciformes; Anarhichadidae. The transcript is spliced from 8 exons.